AUGUUUAACAAUUAUAAAUCGUAUGCGAAACUUAUGUUUACACAAACAACUCGACGUUUCUUUUCUAGCGGUGGCAUACAGGCCGUUGGGGCUAGGAUCAAAUCUGUUAAAUCAAUUCAGAAGAUAACAAAAGCCAUGAAAAUGGUUGCAGCUUCAAAGUUAAAAGCCGAUCAAAGGAGAUUAGACACGGGGAUAGUUUAUGCUAUGCCAUCACAAAAAAUUGUAAACUCAAUUGAGCCAGAGCAGACUAUAGCUGCAAAAACAGCUGUUGUUGUUAUCGCUUCUGACAAGGGUUUAUGUGGAGGAAUUAAUUCUUCCAUAAUCAAAGCAGUAAAGAAUCUCAUCAUCACUGAAGUAAAGGGAGACGCUUUAAUCUUCUGUAUAGGUAACAAGGUUAAAAAUACGAUGGAAAAGACUUAUGAUAAGAGCAUGUGCUCCACAUUCACAGAAGUGACUAAACCACGAUUUAACUUCACCACAUCGGCAAUUGUAGCAGAAAGGGUAUUAAAUGGAUGUUUCGACGCCAUAUACAUUGUAUACAAUCAUUUCAAAUCUGCAAUAUCAUUUGAAACAAAAAUCAUUAAAAUGCCAUCCAGUAAACACGCAUCACUGAAGAAGGGUUUCAGUGCAUUUGAAUGUGAACCUGAAGUAUCGGCACUUGCUACCAAUUUGUAUGAAUUUAACCUUGCCAAUACAAUUUACUCUUGUGCCUUAGAUGGAUUGGCCGCUGAACAAUCGGCCCGCAUGACAGCCAUGGACAAUGCUUCCUCAAAUGCUGGAGACAUGUUGUCAAAAUUGACGCUGAAAUAUAACAGGGCCAGGCAAUCCAAAAUUACUUUGGAGCUCAUAGAAAUUAUUUCUGGAGCUAAUGCAUUGUAG
This is a messenger RNA of Babesia microti strain RI, 879 nucleotides long. RefSeq names its product F-type H+-transporting ATPase subunit gamma. Gene Ontology annotation, molecular function: proton-transporting ATP synthase activity, rotational mechanism. NCBI's taxonomy places the organism in Eukaryota, Apicomplexa, Aconoidasida, Piroplasmida, Babesiidae. Bases 1 to 879 code for a protein of 292 amino acids. The record is from RefSeq and is a predicted model, not a curated record. Gene Ontology annotation, biological process: proton motive force-driven ATP synthesis. The transcript is spliced from 6 exons.